Molecule: messenger RNA, 1362 nt
Organism: Caenorhabditis briggsae
Lineage: Eukaryota; Metazoa; Nematoda; Chromadorea; Rhabditida; Rhabditidae
Exons: 7
Coding region: 1-1362 (453 amino acids)
Source: RefSeq, a predicted model, not a curated record
AUGUACAAAUUUCAAUUUUUCACAUUUUGCAUUCUGAUUUUCACAAAAUUCGCCACGUCAUCUGCCAUCGUCCACAUGACCCAGAAUUCGUUAAAUGGAGCGAAAUUCUAUGAGCUGCGGAGGUCUCCACAGAAAUUUUCGAAACAGAAUUUUGAGAUUUUGAAAGAACCCACAAAUUUUACACCUACCGUAAUCUGCAACUCUGAAACAAUCGGUUUGGAACUGAACGAAAAUUUCGCGGAUAUUCGAAUUUUUUCGGCUGAUCACUCGAAUCAUCCGGAUUGUUUGAGACGAUUUUCAUUGGAAUUGGAACCGAAAUUUGUGACCCGAAUCGAUGGACCAUGUGGUGUGAGGAGGCUUUAUAAGGGCAUCCCCUCCACCUCGUUGACCUACUCCAUCCGUCUAAUUGUUUCUCAUAAUCCCACUGAACCUACCGUUUACGACAAAAUCUACGACGUCACCUGCUCCCUUCACCUCAAAACAAUGGAAGUCAAAGCCUCAUAUGAUAUUAUAACACCGCAAACCACUACACUAUCUUCAUCAUCUGUUCAAACGAAAAUCGGACCAAAAUGCAAAUACUCUCUGCAUCAUGAUCGCGUUGGGGGCCCACGGACCGCGUCGGCACAUGUUGGAGAAGUGAUUUAUCAUCGCUGGAAGUGUGCUGCUCCUUUGUACCGUGGGAGUCGUAUCCGUCAAACGCCUGAAUUCAUUUUCAAGGUUUAUUCUUGUGUUGUUCAUGAUCUGAAAAAUCGAACGUAUUCAAUAAUUGAUGAUGAUGGAUGUUCGUUGGAUGAAGAAAUCAUACCAACGCCUGAAUAUGAUAUUCAGAAUGGGGUGAUUUAUACGCCAAGUAAAGCUUUUAGGUGGCCUCCAAAAUGCACAAAAUCCCAAAAAAUUGGAGAAAAAUCAGUCAAAAAGACGAGGAGAGCGCUUCAAAAUACCUCUGAAAAACUGUCGAUUGAGCAGCGAUUGCUCAGAAUUCACGAGUUGAUGAAAGUGAAAAAAUCGGAGAAUCAUACUGUAGAAGUGGGCGGAGCUACGAAUUUCGGGGAAAUUUCGAUGGGAAGACGGAGGAGUGAUAUGAUGAAUGAUAGCUGGAAACAUGAAGAAGAAAAUUUUGAAAAUCAAGAAAAAAACUAUUUGGAAGUGGAAGCCGAGCCGUUGGUUGUGGAUCGGGACUACGAAGUCCAAAAACUGCAUCACAUCAUUGAUUCCUACAAACUAUGGACAUGGAUUCUAUGCACAUUGAACGUUUUUCUAGUGAUUUUAUGCAUUUUAGUCACCUUUCGAUUACUAAAAAACAAAUAUAUUAUGGAUAUUAAGGACAAAACAAAUACAAUUUUUAAACGAGUCCCAUUUUGA